ACCGCCAAUUAUUUAAGAAUGACACCCAUCCUUCUGCUUGACUUUGGCAGCUAGCUUUAGAAUCCAAUCUUCCGCAGUCUUAGUCCCCUUGAACUCUUUCCGUUGCCGUCUCUGCCCGAGCAUCCUACCGGCACAAUGUCUCUCGCCACCCUUGACACUGCCCAGCAUCCCAGCCUCCCAUCCGCGUCGGAGACCCUGUUCAAGGCCAAAGCCGCCAAGAAACUGAGCUUCGAGCAAAUUGCCCAGCACAUUGGCCGCAAUGAAGUGGCUACCGCCGCCAUCUUCUAUGGCCAGGCCAAGGCUUCCCCCGAAGACAUUGAGAAACUCUCAGGACUCCUGACCAUUCCAUACGAUGCUCUGGAAGAAAGGCUUAGUGGCUUCCCCGACCGUGGUCGCAGCGUUGAGAUGCCUCCCAAGGAGCCGUUGAUUUAUCGGUUGUACGAGAUUGUGCAGAACUAUGGAUACGCGUACAAGGCGGUGCUGAACGAGAAGUUCGGAGAUGGUAUCAUGAGCGCUAUCUCUUUCUCUACCAAGGUUGAGAAGGAGACGGAUGCGGAUGGAAAUAACUGGGCUGUGAUUACCCUGCGCGGAAAGUGGCUGCCGUUCUCGCGGUUCUAGGUCGGGCUUAAUGACUGCAUAUAUAGGCUUAUGUAAAUGAUUUGCUAAUGAAU
Molecule: messenger RNA, 671 nt
Organism: Aspergillus welwitschiae
Lineage: Eukaryota; Fungi; Ascomycota; Eurotiomycetes; Eurotiales; Aspergillaceae
Gene: cyn1
Product: putative cyanate hydratase
Exons: 3
Coding region: 136-618 (160 amino acids)
Molecular function (GO): DNA binding; cyanate hydratase activity
Source: RefSeq, a predicted model, not a curated record